Messenger RNA from Hemicordylus capensis (graceful crag lizard), 4687 nucleotides. RefSeq names its product vomeronasal type-2 receptor 26-like. The record is from RefSeq and is a predicted model, not a curated record. Gene Ontology annotation, cellular component: membrane. The transcript is spliced from 5 exons. The coding region runs from base 2 to 1360 and encodes 452 amino acids. Gene Ontology annotation, molecular function: G protein-coupled receptor activity. Gene Ontology annotation, biological process: G protein-coupled receptor signaling pathway. Lineage: Eukaryota; Metazoa; Chordata; Lepidosauria; Squamata; Cordylidae.
UAUGCAAACUGUGCUUCCAAUGUUUUCCCAGGCUGGCAUCUGUUUCGCCUUCAUAGAAAGAAGCCGCAAAUGUACUUUGAUCUCUGAAAUUAUUAACCUGAUUCAAAAGGGGGCAAAAAUCAAUGAUAAAAUCAUGGAUAGCAAAGCAAAUGUAGUAGUUGCCUAUGGAGAAUCUUAUGCCAUGGUAUUUUUGAGAUGGUUGCCUUAUCUAUCAGAACAAGAAUACUUGGGAAACAAAACAAAUGGCAAAGUGUGGAUACUGACAGCUCAGAUGGAGCUCACUUCAAUGGUCUAUCAAAGGACGUGGGAUACAGAAAUAAUCCAUGGUGCUCUGUCUUUCACAAUUCAUUCCAAUGACAUUCCAGGAUUUCAUCAAUUUGUUCAGGAUAGAAAACCUCCCAAUUCAGCAGGAGAUGGUUUUAUCAAGGACUUUUGGCAACAAGCCUUUGGCUGUGUGUUCCCCAAUCUAGUUCUGGGCAAAUUGGAGGGGGCUAUUUGCACAGGUGAAGAGAAGCUGGAGAGUCUUCCUGGACCUUUCUUUGAAAUGACUAUGACUGGUCACAGCUAUAGCAUCUACAAUGCUGUCUAUGCUGUGGCCCAUUCCUUACAUGCCAUGUCCUCAUCUAAAGUCAAAGACAGAGUAAUAGUACAUGGAUGGAGAAUGAAGCAUUGGAAUCAUCAGUUAUGGCAGCUCCAUUGCUUUCUGCGAGACAUCUCUUUUAACAACAGUGCUGGGGACAAGAUUUCCUUCAACCGGAAUGGGGAGUUAAAAGCUGGAUUUGAUGUGAUCAACUGGGUGAUUUCUUCUAACCAGUCCUUUCAUAGGGUGAAAGUUGGGAGGAUGGAUCCACAGGCUCCUCCAGGCAAAGCACUGACCAUUAAUGAAAAUACCAUAACAUGGCACAGAUGGUUUAACGAGGUCCAGCCUCUUUCUGUAUGCACUGAGAGUUGCCAUCCCGGUUCCAGCAAGAAAGUGAAAGAGGGGGAGCCAUUUUGUUGCUAUGAUUGCAUCCCAUGUCCAGAAGGGAAGAUUUCAGACCAGGAAGAUAUGAAUGACUGUUAUAGAUGCACAGAUGAAACUUACACAAAUAAAAAACAGGAUUUCUGUAUUUCAAAGGUGGUGACAUUCUUAUCUUAUGAAGAACCUCUGGGGAUCAGUUUAGCCUGUUUUGCACAUUUGUUUUCUUUGAUCACAGCACUGGUGCUAGGAUUAUUUAUGAAGCACCACAACACUCCGAUAGUCAAAGCUAACAACAGGAACCUCACCUACACUCUUCUCAUCUCCCUCCUGCUCUGCUUCCUUUCUGCAUUGCUGUUCAUUGGUCAACCUACAAAGAAAAGAAGUAUCUUACAACCAUGAGAUGGACAGCCUACAUAUUCCGGACAGAAUGAAAAAUGUUUGAAUGAAAGGAGUUGAGUAAAUGGGUACACUUUUCUUCACUAACCACAGAGUUACAAGAAAGGGUUACAAUCCUGAUUUCAAGUAUUCAUUUCAGCAGUAUUAUGUGCAGUGUAGAAGCAUGGGUUUUCCAGAUUAUCUAGGGCAAUUUCAAACAGUGUGUUGAGUGGGCUAUGAAGUUGAGACUGCCUUGGUCAACCUGGUCUAGGAACUGACAUAAGGGAUGUGAAUCUCUUGGCAGCUUUUGAUAUCAUUGAACAUGGUUUUAGAAAUCACCUGGGAGAUUUAGGAAUGGGAGACACUAGGGGUGUGCAUGGAACCAUCUGGCCCGGUUGAGUUAAAGUCUAAACCAGACCCGAAUCGGACCAGGACAGUUCGGUCCAGUAACUCCUCGAAAUACCCCCUUUUACACACACACAUAUAUACCUUACCCCCUCUGGGGGCUUCUCCGAGGUGGCAAGGGGGGUGUCUGCAGAGGUUCCCCUUCUCCCGCUGGCCUUCCUCCUCUCAAAAACAGCCCCAUCCAGGCGUUCUUCAGCCCCAUUUGGGUGUUCAGGCCUUUCCCCCAGUAUGAUGGCCAUUUUGGAAGCUGCCAUGCCAGUGCAAUGCACCUCUGCGUAGCCACAUGACACAUCUGUUAAGGCAUCAGCCAUAGGUUCCACUUUCCUGGCUGUGUGGAGCCUGAGCCAGAUUGAGAUAGCCUGAACUCUAGCCUUAAACCAGCAGGGUUUUUUUGUUGUUGUUGUUUUACAAUUAAAUUGUAAAAAUUUAAUUGUAAUGAUUUGUAAUGUCACAAAUUGUGUUAAUUUCCAACACAAGGGGUUUGUUUUUUUUACAAUUCAGUUGUAAAAAUGUAAUUGUAAUGAUGUUGUGUAAUGUCACAAAUUGUGACAUGCAGCCACACUUUUCCUUGGUAUCUGAAGCCCAAAUCAAGAUGGAGUACCUGGCACGAGCAAAGGUGCUGCAUGUUGCCCUGCUCCUGUACUGCUUUAGGAAGCAUCUGUAUUGCUAGAUCAAUUUUCCUGAGAUUUGAUCCAUGGCUGUUUGCUGUUUCCUUCAUUAGCUUGCAGGAUAGGUUCUGCAGUUGGGAGGGGCUCUCUUCUAGUAUCCAAUAUCAUCCUUCAUCAUUCUUAUCCUGACUCAACAGAAAGAAGAUUUUAUGGUGCACACCACCAUAAAUGCACCAUCUGGACCUUGUCCCAAGCUCAGGAAGAAAAGUUAUCGGCUGUUUCUCUAACACUGGCUUGCCAUUGUUUUUUUGAUGAUGAAAUUACAAAAAAGUCCAAGCGCUUGGGCAUAAUAUGAAAAACUUUGUUUGAGGUUGGUAAUUGGUUUGAUAAAUGGCAUGUCUGGAGGGGGUAAUUUUGGCCAAAUGCAAGCUGAAGCCUAGAAUGGUCAAACACAGGCCUAGAAGAGGAUUUCUAACUGCUUAAAGUUAUGCUUUUGUAUUCAGCUUGCAAAGCAACCUACAUAAUGUGACAGCUUGUACCAACUGAAAUGGAGCUGCUGAUGUGAGAAACUGUAACCAAGCCUGUUUUGAGGCCUGUAUAAUGAACAAUGGCCAGACGUGUUGACCUGACUGACAAUGGUAUAGGGGGAAUUUUAACUGCCUACCGUAUAUUUUGAACAACAAGACUUGUAUAAGCAAGUAUAUAAACAGGAUUUAACCACUUGGCCAUAGCAGAUAAGGCUCGGGGGAAUGGAAGAGACCAGCCUACUGUAUUGGAUGUGUGCCCUGAUUCACAAGAGGGCAUUUCCAAACAAUUAGUCACUGGACAGCAUUGGACAUACACCCAUAUGCCCAAACCCUCAAGAGGGAAGUUCCAUACAAUAUAAAAAUUAAGUCACUGAGUUAAAUGGAAAAUCACCCAUCUGUGGGACCUAUUGAAAUAAUGUGCUGGGCAGAAGGUCAUUAGAGGGGCGGACACUUGCAGUGACCAGAAGCCUAUUGAGCAGGAGGAGGUUAUUAGGAUCUGCAUUAUUAUUUGCCACCCCUUCCUUGUCCAGGCUCGGUACAAAAGAUGGCCAAAAGAUGGACAAUAUUACCUUCAGCAUCCAUCAGAACCAGAAAUAGAUGCGUCCUACACCUCUGAACCUAACUGAUUCAAAGUCCUGGCCAGACUCAGAUCAGUUCUGUGUGAGUAUAUGGAUGGGUUGGAAAACUUGAUGUAUUCUGAAUAUGUUAUCCAGUGGUCUUGAUUUAUUGCUGCAUUAUUAGUAGUUGUAAUAGGAUUUUUUGUUUGCCUUGCCAAAAUUGCAUGUUUUCUACUGGGUGCAGAGUCACAUAAGCCACAAAGCUUAAAGAAACGGCAUGGUUCAGAGACACUCCAUAUGUCUGUAUCCAAUAAAAUAUAACUAUUUCAUACUAUACAACUGUUUCCUUGGCUCUCUAAAUAUACUCAAUUUAUCUGUAAAAAAAAUCUCAGUUUGAAUUUAUUUGAUGCUCUGAGAGUGAAAGCAUCUUCCCUAGUUACAGAGAAGGGAAAUCAUCAUCAUCAUCAUCAUCAUCAUCAAUUCAAUUUCUAUACCACCCUUCCAAAAAUAGCUCAGGAGAAAUAACAAAUAAAUGAUCCCACAUACACUCCCAAUUUGAGUAUACAGACUUGUCAAGGGUACACACAAAUGUAACACUUGGGCCUGGGAUAUUUAAGAUAACACUUUUUCUGCAUGAGCCCCAUUCAUUAUUAAGGUCACCUGGGGAGUUCUCCACCUGCAUUUGUUGCCAGCCCUUUGGGGGCAAUUCAAAAUCAGGUCUCUUUUAUAACUAUCCCUGAGCUUUGGAACAUCCCCUGUACUGGUGUAACAGUUUUAACAUCUCUAGUGAUUUUCAGGAAAGUCUUAAAAUGAUUUUGGUUGAUGUUUUAAUUGUUUUUCAUAAUUGUUAAUUGUUUGUAUUCAUUUAAUUGAUUUUAAUGUUUUUGUUGUUAAUCACCUUGAGACCUUUGUAAUAGGCGGUAUACAAAUGUAUUACAUACAUACACACACACAUACAUACAUGCAUACAUACUUGUCUUGAUUGCUUUAGUUUCUAAUUAUGCUCUGCUAUAAACUACCAUGAGAUUUUAUAAUUUGGUGGUAUAAUAAUGCAACAAAUAAAUAAAUGGUGGGCUUCCAGUCAUUGCUGCUUAAGUGAGCAAGAUGUGUUUGGGUAAGUGGGGGUGAGAAAUCCAAGGUAGCAAUAUUAUUUUCUAAUUAUUUGCUGUGUUGAUUAAAGUAUAGUCUCCUUGAUCAAGGACUUUCUUGAUUAAAUACAUUGUUUUUUAAUUAGGUAUAUUUUCUGUUUUGUUC